AUGCUCACUUCCCCUUGUGGGCGUUCUCUACUUACCACCACCGCGCGCGUCUAUGGUUCCCCGCCCACGACAGUCCUCCAAAGGUUUCUCCGCAGGCGCAGAGCCGCAUCGGCGUUCCUCCAAUCCGCAGCCCUCAGAGGGAGUCUUGCCACUCCUCCCGCGGCUUUAUUUCAGCGCAUGCGCUCUGGCUGGCUCUCGGUAACAGCUGUAGAGAAAGUAUAUCGCUCUGUUCCAGGAAGCUACGGCUCUGAAGAGAUCCUGCCUCCCACCACCGUGAUGACUCUGGUCAACCUCUGCCUCCUCCUGGCUGCUCUUCUGGCCAGAGUCUCCUGCCUGACCUGCGAGACCUGUAUCAGCCCUGGCGAAGGCUGUUCUGGUUUGUCUCAUCCUUGUGGAGCGAAUGAAAACACCUGCCUUACCAUCGUCGGAAUGAACUCUUUGGGUGGCGGUGAUACCGUGGAGACCCUCAAGACUUGUAUUGCUGCUGCUGAUUGCUAUGCAGGUUCCAUCAGCAUCACCACCAAUGGCGGGAUACACCUACAGAGCGUCUCCAGCUGCUGUCAGGAUGACAACUGCAACCGCUGGGAGCUGAAUUUGCCACCUAUGAACCUCACCUCUAAUGGGUUGCAGUGCCCUGUAUGUUUUGCAUUUGGUUCUGAUCACUGUGAGGGAACUGAGACUCUGAGCUGCACAGGAGUGGACAAUCAUUGUAUCACAGUGUCUGGGAUGCUGAAUGCAGGUGGUCUUCCCUCCCUCUUCACCGCAAGGGGUUGCAGCACGGAGACUGCCUGUUCCCUGCCCCUGGGGAUGGGCCUCUACUCUGCAGGAGUCCUCUUUAAGCUCAACCAGGUUGUGUGCAACCCAGCGUUGAAGGCCAGCCGCACCUGA
Molecule: messenger RNA, 888 nt
Organism: Elgaria multicarinata webbii
Lineage: Eukaryota; Metazoa; Chordata; Lepidosauria; Squamata; Anguidae
Product: phospholipase A2 inhibitor and Ly6/PLAUR domain-containing protein-like
Exons: 6
Coding region: 1-888 (295 amino acids)
Cellular component (GO): extracellular region
Molecular function (GO): phospholipase inhibitor activity
Source: RefSeq, a predicted model, not a curated record